Messenger RNA from Camelus dromedarius (Arabian camel), 3195 nucleotides. RefSeq names its product adipocyte plasma membrane associated protein (gene APMAP). The transcript has 10 exons. Gene Ontology annotation, biological process: biosynthetic process. Gene Ontology annotation, molecular function: arylesterase activity; strictosidine synthase activity. Bases 71 to 1285 code for a protein of 404 amino acids. Gene Ontology annotation, cellular component: endomembrane system. The record is from RefSeq and is a predicted model, not a curated record. NCBI's taxonomy places the organism in Eukaryota, Metazoa, Chordata, Mammalia, Artiodactyla, Camelidae.
UGUGCGUCACUUCCUGGCGCCGGGCCUGAGGCAGUCGACGCGCGGCCCGGGCGGCGGGCGCACAGGCACGAUGAGCGAGGCCGACGGGUUACGGCAGCGCCGGCCUCUCCGGCCGCAGGUCGUCACGGAUGACGGCCGGACCCCGGAGGCCAAGGGCGGCAGCUCCUUCAGUGGCAGAGUGUUCCGAGCCACCUUCCUGAUGCUGGCUGUGUCCCUGCUGGCCCCCCUGCUUGUAGCCGUGAUGCUGCUGGAUUCCCCCAUAGACCCACAGCCCCUCAGCUUCAAAGAACCCCCUCUCUUGCUCGGUGUUCUGCAACCAAACACAAAGUUACGACAGGCGGAACGGCUGUUUGAAAACCAACUUAUUGGGCCGGAGUCUAUAGCAAAUAUCGGGGAUGUGAUGUUCACUGGCACAGCAGAUGGCCGGGUCGUAAAGCUGGACCAUGGUGACGUAGAGACCAUCGCCCGGUUUGGCUCAGGCCCAUGCAAAACCCGAGGUGACGAGCCUGCGUGUGGGAGGCCCCUGGGCGUCCGGGCCGGGCCCAACGGGACCCUUUUUGUGGCCGAUGCUUACAAAGGGCUGUUUGAAGUGGACCCCAGGAAGCGGGAAGUAAAACAGCUGCUGUCCUCUGAGACCCCCAUCGAGGGCAGGAGGCUGUCCUUCGUGAACGAUCUUGCAGUCACGCGGGACGGGAGAAAGGUUUAUUUUACGGAUUCUAGCAGCAGGUGGCAGAGACAAGAUUACCUGCUUCUGCUUAUGGAGGGGACGGAUGACGGACGCCUGCUGGAGUAUGACACCAAGACCAGGGAGGUGACGGUUUUGCUGGACCGCCUGCGGUUCCCCAACGGAGUGCAGCUUUCUCCUGAGGAGGACUUUGUCCUGGUGGCGGAGACGACCAUGGCGAGAAUCAGGAGGUUCUACGUGUCCGGCCUGAUGAAGGGAGGGGCUGACCUGUUCGUGGAGAAUUUGCCUGGAUUCCCAGACAACAUCCGGGCCAGCAGCUCCGGGGGGUACUGGGUCGCCAUGGCAGCCGUUCGCUCCAACCCUGGAUUUUCCAUGUUGGAUUUCUUGUCCGAGAGACCCUAUCUUAAAAGAUUGAUUUUUAAGCUGCUGGGUCAGGAGACGGUGAUGAAGCUCGUGCCACGGUACAGCCUGGUCCUGGAGCUCAGCGACAGCGGGGCCUUCCGGAGGAGCCUGCACGACCCCGAUGGCCAGGUGGCCCCCUACGUGAGCGAGGUGCAACACAGAACACCGAGAACCAAAGGGGUGCCAGAUCUGCCCUAAAGCCAGCGAUGAGCUCCACCCGCUCACAGCGAGACCCCAGCUGAACAGACAGUUGCAGGCCCCCAGCACAGAGGAUUCGCACGGACGUGAAACAUGGGAGGGGGGCCUGCCUGCUGCCCCUCCCGGCCCCCCUGGAUUGGGGCAGUUGGGGCAGCUCCCCCGGAAGCAGAGAAACAGCCACGGAGCUGGUCCCCUCACAGAGGCCCUCCCAGCACAAGCUCACUGUUUAUGUCUAAUACGGUAUCAAAAUUUCUGCUCCAUUAGCUUGAAUUGCUCAAGACUGUCAACAAUCAUUAAAAUGAAAACGCAGUCAGGAAGAACGUUUCAAGACCGAGACCUUUGGUCGCGGGAAUGAAGCAAUUUCAAACCCUUGGAGGAAGUGUCUGAAGUCAGUACCUUCAUCACCCACGUUAAUGACCAGGCCGAGCCAAGCCCUGACCUCCUAGCAGCGGCAGGAAGCAAGCAACAAAGACAGUGGAAAUGCGCGAGGCAGAGGACAGAGAAACCAGAGAGUGUUCUUCGAAAAGGUGGACAAAACUGGCAGACUGAUCCCAAAGGGAGGAGAGACUCAAAUGACAAAAUCAGGCCUGAACAGGGGACAACAUCAGGGGCCACACAGAGUGAGAAGGGCCGUGGGCGGCCGUGGGGAGCUGCGGGGCAGCACGGCAGGCAGCCCUCGUGCAGUGGGCGCGGAUGCCUAGACCGACUCCGCAGGGAACAGGUCUGAAUACAUUUAUGAUGAGAGGUUGACCUGGUCAUAAAAAAGCUUCCCACCAAGAAAAACCCAGAACCAGGUGCUUCCCUGGCGAACUGUUGACAAGUGCGAAGAAAAAUAAGUGAGCGUUCAGUUUGGGCAAAGAGAAAAAAACCCCAACAAAAUUGGCCUUAGAAGAGGCGAGAGAGGAAAUUAAGUUCCACAAAGGCAGGAACUGAUGAAUUUGAAAACAGAAAAUGAGGAGGAACAAGUAAUCUUCAGCUGACUUGAGACACACACGUGGGUGUGUACUCAGAAGCUCCGAGAGCACACCUGCGCUACACGGACACGUAGGCUCACACACGGGCACACCAGAAACUCAGCCUCAGAAGACAGUUCAAAUGAGAAAGCGGGAGAAACCCCAGAUACAGAAAAAAGUUCACAUUCAGAAGGAAUACCUUGCUUAACUCUACGUAAAUAAAUCUGAAAACUCAUGUGGACCAGGUGACUAAUUGCGGAAGACCCAGAUCCCAGCCAGAUCCCAGCUGAGACGCUGUUGGAUUACUCCAAGAAGCUCCACCUGGGUGAGAGCUGACCCAGGCGGGAGCAGUGUCCAGGGUGCCCUGGAGGCUGAGGGAACAGGGCAGGGGCAGGGGCAGGUCUACCGGGUGCUGCCCUGGCCGUGAACCGCAUCCGUGUGAACGCGAUGCGCCGUUGUUUCCCCGGCACCCGGGGCCCGACUCUGGAGAACCGAGCGUUGGCGCAGGGGCCAUGCAGCAGGUGGGAAGACGCUAAUUUUUCACCACACAACCAUCUGGCUGAUUUUUUUUUUACCACGCUUUUGUCAUUUUCUAAUGAAAAAAAAGGGGAAAAAAAAAAGAGUUUCAUGGAAAAUGCCAAAGAGACUUCCCAUGCUUAUCAACAGCCCUGGACACAGGGAGAGCUUGAGAUGUCAGUCAAGGCACGUGUCCUGACUGCUGCGAUGACCUGUGCGUCCUGCUGGUCAGAUGCUGUUGGCAGCGACACUCCGGGCUUGUGGCCCAAAGUUCUCUUUUUUCCAGUGGUGAUUCUAACCCAUCCCUUUACCACAAAAUAGUAAAACUGGGUUGGCAGGGUGGUUUCUGAAAUGAGAAUGGUGGUUAAUGCCCACAGCUGUCAGUCUUUAGCAAAAAUUUGUCAUACUAUACAAAGAAUUAAAUGCGUCCUCCAUUAAAAA